Molecule: messenger RNA, 1056 nt
Organism: Aspergillus sclerotioniger CBS 115572
Lineage: Eukaryota; Fungi; Ascomycota; Eurotiomycetes; Eurotiales; Aspergillaceae
Product: SGNH/GDSL hydrolase family protein
Exons: 3
Coding region: 1-1056 (351 amino acids)
Molecular function (GO): hydrolase activity, acting on ester bonds
Source: RefSeq, a predicted model, not a curated record
AUGCAUCUAUUCUACUAUCUCCUACUCCUAUUUCUAGGGCUAGCCCACGCCCACCAAAACUGGGGCCCUAGUAAAUUCACCACCCUAGUCACCUUUGGCGAUAGCUACACAGACGACACACGAGUUAGCUAUUUCUACAACCACAAUGGAUCAGCACCGCCUGUCGGAUGGGUGGAACCUAUAACAAACGACUCCUCCACAGGCGGCUACAUCUGGGGCCACUACGUACACCAAUACGCCCCUCUCACGCACCGCUACAACUACGCCGUCAGCGGCGCCUCCUGCUCCAACGCCAUCACCCCCCGAACCACCUCCUUCGGCCUCUACCCCUCCGUCCUAGAAUACCAAGUCCCCGCCUUCACCGCAGACUCCCUCUACACACCCCCCAACAGCACCGAACCCUUCCUCUCCCUCCCCGUUAACGAAACCAUCUACGCCAUAUGGAUCGGCACUAACGAUCUCGGAAACUACGCUUUCCUAACCGAUUCGCAAGUCCCUGGGAAGACAAUCCCGGAUUAUAUCGAUUGUGUGUAUGAUGCGUUAGAGGGCGUGUAUGCUACCGGUAAGGCGAAGUAUUUUGUCAUUAUGAAUGUGGUGCCGUUGGAGUUGGCGCCGUUGUAUGCGACACCGGAAAAUGGGGGCAUUGGGAAGAAUAUGUAUUGGCCGGAUAAAGCGGGGAAUUUUACGGAGAUUAGUGGUAGGAUGGGUGGGCAGGUGGAGUUGGUUAAUGAGGUUUAUAAGUGGAGGACGGAGGGGGAGUGGGGGGUUGGGAAGAGGUAUAGGGGGAGUAAAGUGGCGGUUAUGGAUGUGCAUGGGUUGGUCCUGGAUAUAUAUAACAAUCCCACGCGGUAUCUGAAUGGGUCUGCGCCGGCGAAUGUCACGGGGUAUAAUCAUCAUUGUGAUCUCACGGGAACGGAGUGUUAUCGGUUGCCGAGUCCGGAUUCGUUUCUUUGGUAUGAUCAGUUGCAUCCGUCGGAGAGGACGGAUCAGGUGAUUGCGGAGGAGUUUGUGAAGGUGGUGAGGGGGGAGAGUCGGUGGGCGAGGUAUUGGGGGUAG